Messenger RNA from Carlito syrichta (Philippine tarsier), 1936 nucleotides. RefSeq names its product microcephalin-like. The record is from RefSeq and is a predicted model, not a curated record. The transcript has 8 exons. Lineage: Eukaryota; Metazoa; Chordata; Mammalia; Primates; Tarsiidae. Bases 11 to 1516 code for a protein of 501 amino acids. Gene Ontology annotation, biological process: cerebral cortex development; mitotic cell cycle.
UGUCUUGCGCAUGCGCGAGUCCCAAAGCUUCAUCCGCUCUCCUAGCUGCGUGUUGCGUUGUGUCCUGAUCCCUCGGCCUGUCAUGGCGGUCGGCGGAACCCCGCAGUUAACCUUCUUGAAAGAUGUGGUGGCCUAUGUUGAAGUGUGGUCAUCCACAAAAACAGAAAAUUAUUCAAAGACAUUUAUGAACCAACUUCAAGAUAUGGGGGCAACGGUUUCAAAAACUUUUAACAAACAAGUAACUCAUGUUGUAUUCAAAGAUGGAUACCAGAGCACCUGGGACAAAGCUCAGAAGAGAGGGGUAAAGCUUGUUUCAGUGCUGUGGGUCGACAAGUGCAAGACAGCUGGAGUACAUAUUGAUGAAUCAUUAUUCCCUGCAACUAAUACUAAUGAACAGUUACCAAACCUAAUUAAAAAAAGACGUAAGUGUAUGCAGCCCAAAGAUUUUGUUUUUAGAACACCAGAAAAUGAUAAAAGAUGUCAGAGGAAAUUUGAGAAAAUGGCCAGAGAACUACAAAGGCAAAAAGCAAGUCUAAAAAAUUAUGCACCUAUUCUCUUAUUUGAACCUGAUGGUUCAUUGGUGUAUAGUCCCACAAGUGAAGUGGAUGAUAGUCACGACAAUACGAUAGAGAUGAGAUUGCAAGAGUUGGAAGAGAACCGGGAAGAUCUUUCUCCUACUUCUUCCCAAAAGAUUGAACAGUCUCAUGAUAAUCCAAGUAGCUCUCUGUGUGAGGCAUCUUUGAACAUUUCACAUGAUACUUUGUAUUCAGAUGAAUCCUUUGGUGGUGAUUUAUACUCAUCUUUUGAUGAUCUUUGUGGAAAUUCAGGACAUGGAAAUCCGGAAAGGAAAUUGGGAGGAUCCAUUAAUGAAAGUGUUUCUUCAACUGUAUCUAAAGCAAAUAGUAUUCCUUCAUCAGCAUCGUCCAGUUACCUCAGUGUAUUAAGUCCUCAGAAAUCCAUGAGUAAUCUUUCAACAGAAGAAAUAGAUUGGCAAGGAGAUACUGUAAGUGAAGUAUUCACCCCUGACAAAAAGGAACUGGAAGGUAUGUCUAAGGAGAUGUUUGAUGAGAAAUAUAGUUUGUCUCCUACAUUAUCUUCAACAAAAAGCCCCCUGUUGAUGCAUUCAAGACCCAUGGGGUCCUCAGUAAAGAGAAGAACACCACUAGACAACUUACAUUCUCCUCCAAAAGAAAAGGUAAAGAAAAAGAGUUACAGCAGGCGCUCGAACAUGCCAAGGUUACAGCUGUUUAAGUCAGAAGACAACGUGAAGUUCACAUCUGGAUAUGCUAUGAAGACUCCUGAUUGUAAGGACUCCUCAUAUGAUGAUUAUUUUUCACCUGCUAAUAUUAAGGAAAGGAAUGCAGAGGCUCUUCCUUCUAAACUUCAGCCGUCAUCAUGCCUUGCUGUGCUCAACAACAGAAGUCUUUCUAAGAAGGAGAGAACAAGCACAUUUGAACUAUCUGACUUUUCUGGCAUUGGAAAAUACCCAGAUUACUCAGCUGAUAGCCAAAACUAGGUCCAGUGCUCAGAAAACUGCAAAUGAUGAAGGCAGUACCACUUGGCAUCUCAUGACUUGACGGAAACAUCUGCUGCUACAGCAGCUCUGGGGUGUUGUGGACAGGCUGGCCCUCAGCAGGGAGCAGAUGCAUGCGCAGAUCCAAACAGCUUUUCUCAUACCCCUGAGGACUUUGCUCAUCCAAAAAACCCAAACACCUGGUGAUUUAACGCCUUUGAAAGGAAGCAGUGAAGAAAUGAAAUAAUUGACUGGUGUAAAAAGCACACAGAAGUAAAGUACCGUUUCCAAAAUGUCAAGCUCCUCUGAAAGUGAAGCACAAAGUGAUUACAAACUCAAUUUUGUAGAUGAUAAUAAUGUGGAGAUAUCUACAGAAGAAAAGGAAGAUUGAUCUAGAGGAAAUAGUGAAAGUAUGUGAAUUUC